AUGUCGACGUUUUCAUAUGCUCAGGCCGCUAAAGGCCACUCUACGACUCAAUCCAUCGGUUCCCAACCAAACUCGGCACCUAGCCAAGCGCCGUCGACGACCAGCACUCAAAGCCGCGAUGUUGCUGCUACGCCUAGCACGCGAGCUCCAUCCGUCGCGAUUUCAACCACGUCAAACGAUGGCUCGCAAAACACAAGCAGCUCGUCCAUCAAGCCGGAAUCAUAUAGCUUGAAUAGCAAUGAUUCAGACUGUGUUUCCACCAGCGACAAGGCGGCCGAACCGUCUAGUCUAUCGAGCGAGAUUACUGAGAAGGUACUUGGUGAGGUCGUCCCUCAAAGCACCGAGAGACGGGGACGUGGUCAAACCCUAAAUUCUCAACCCGCAGACGCUAGUGACGGCAAGAAGCCUAGAAAAGGGAAGAAGAGUAAGACGGCUGAGAAGGAGUCCGAACAGGACCAGGACAAGAAAGAGAACGUGCCACUAAAAGUGGAAUUAGCCGAAGCACCAAUGCCAUCAGUCAAUAUAUGGACUCAAAGACAGGAAGAGAGGGCCGCGAAGUACCAGGCGGCUCCUCCGGCGAUUGUACAAUCGCAUGGCUCGAAUACUGCAGCUAGUGGUUCAACGAAUGGAACGCUCAACCAAGCUUCUCAAGACCAAAAACCAAAAACUCCUCAUAGCGACGGGGCCGACGCAACUUCAGUACAGAGCAGGCCAUUAUCAGGGGGUAGCAGACCUUCGAAGAAGGAUUUCGAACAGUCGCGUAGCAACAGUAAUCAAGGCUCUCGCAGAGCAGCCCCGAGAGGUGCUAGGGCAAACAACGGUGAAGACAGGUCAUCGUCUGAGGCGCUAGCGCCAAUUGCAAGUAACACCUCGUCGUGGCCGACGCCUGAAACAGCGGCAACUGGUCUGAAGACUCAGACUACUAGUACCGGAAAGCCUGAGAAGGAACAGAAAGAUGAAUCUGGUCCGAGCAAGCCUCGGCAGAAAAAGGAGUGGACUCCUAUGGAUUUUGUGCCAACUGUGAACUUCGAGACACCUAUGCCGACGAGGGGCCCCCGGGGUGGUCGUACUGGUGGUUCCAGAGGCGGACGAGAUGCUUCGGUAAGAGGUAGCCAUAGCAGCAACGCCUCAAGCGGUAAUUUAUCCCACUUCUUAACAGCUGUAAAAUUUACUAACCCCUAUGAAGAUCGCGCACAAGAGAAUGGCGCCACUCCCGGAGCCGCCUCCGUUGCAAUGCCGGCUUCUAAGCGCGGAUCUGUUGAUGUAUCCGCAUCGCGGAAAUCACAGUCCCAAGGAGCUGGGAAACUAGGAGAGAUACCCUCGGGAAGCUCUAAGGCAGAUGUGUCAAAACAAAGUCUGGCAGAUUCCGCAAAUGGAAUAUUGACCCAGCACGCCGCUACUCGAACCACAGGCUUAAACCAGCGAGUGGAUGAGACCAAAUCAUCGCAGCCAACGAGAGACAACGGUUUCCAUAGUACCAAAGACUCUAGCUUUCAGGGACAGGGUAACGUAAAUCGCAAUGAGCGCCCUAGAGGAGGUGCACGAGGUCGUGGAGGCCACUCAGUUGUGAACGGCGUCGGCCAUUCAUCUCAGUUCAACCAAGGAAACCCUGCGUACAACUACCAGGCAAAUGCCAGUGCAAAUCCUAGACAAGCCGCCCACCAUGCUUUCACCCCUGGCUAUCCGCCAAUGCCAUAUGGCAAUUCGUUUCCAGCCCAGUCGACAGGAAACCAGCACCGCAGCCGACCGAGCUCGGGAAACAAUCGCUCACAGGGCAGUGCAAGACACCAAUCAAGAGCAGCAUAUCCAUUAACUAACAUGCCGUACGACCCUACCGUGUAUUCACACAGUAAUGGCCAAUUCAACCCGUAUGUUGACCCCAAUCACUUAUUGAGCGGGGUAUUGUCACAAGUGGAAUAUUAUUUCUCCAUCGAUAAUCUUUGCAAAGAUUGGUAUCUUCGAAAGUUUAUGGAUUCACAGGGCUUUGUCCCUCUAAAUGUCAUCGCCGGAUUCAAGCGAAUGCAAGAAAUUGCAGCGGAUUGGCAGCUAAUCCGCAUAGCUUGCGACAGUUCCCCUCAUAUCGAAUACAUCAUCACAGAUGAGGGUCAAGACAAGGUGCGACGUCGAGAGCAGUGGGAACCUUGGGUACUUGCGAUGCAUGUGAGACAUCCAACUGCACAGCAUGAUGGCCCCAUGAGCUAUCGUCCAUUCGAAUCCCACAUGGCAUUCUGGCCUCAGAUGUUCUCAUACGGAGUGGCUCCCAUGUUUUCACCAACAGGUACAGAAACCCAUUUCCCACAUUACGUCAAUGGGAACGGCGCGACUUCUCCAACGAACAAUGGAGCUAAUGGCCAUUUCCGUCCUGCUGAUUCUCAACUGUCGGCGACAGUUCCGGAGUUUUCCCCCAUCGCCAAUCCUGGAAUGGAUAUUGCAAGUCAAGGCGCCGUAGGCACAUCAGAUGCCCAAGCCAAUGGCCUCAAGGCAGAUAAUGUUGAUAAGGGCUCUCUCCCAACCGGUUCCCACACUCUCAAUGAUGUAGAGCAGAUAGCCAUUGGUGACAAAUCAUCUACGAAUGGAGUCCAUGGUGGCCACGAAGCCGAGGUAUACUAA
Molecule: messenger RNA, 2610 nt
Organism: Annulohypoxylon maeteangense
Lineage: Eukaryota; Fungi; Ascomycota; Sordariomycetes; Xylariales; Hypoxylaceae
Exons: 2
Coding region: 1-2610 (869 amino acids)
Biological process (GO): positive regulation of translation
Cellular component (GO): cytosol; cytoplasmic stress granule
Molecular function (GO): RNA binding
Source: RefSeq, a predicted model, not a curated record